AGAGGGAGGGAGAGGGAGAGGGAGCGGGCCUGCCAGAGGCCACCGGGUGAGCCGGGGCCAAAGCCCCAAAACUCCGGCCCGGGGAUCUUUAUCUGACCUCGGGCGGACCCCCGCAGAGCUGUCAGGCUGUGACCCGGGCCGGACCCAGCGCUUUAGAGCCCUUCCCGCACAUCAGGGGCGGUGCGGAUUGCGUCUUGCCACCUCACCAAGCCCCCUAUAGCUGAGGAGGACGCCGAGGCUGUGGUGGAGCGGGCAGGAGAGCGCCUUGCCCAGGGUUACCGCCGAGAGCGGGUGUUCCCCAGACCCCGGAGACACAGGCUCCGAGCCCGACACCUCUGAGAGAGGUGGGCUGAUUCACCAAGGCACACCCAGACUCUGCAGCUCUGGGGGCCGCCCCCAACCACCAGCCCCCUGUGUGCAGGGCCUGGCAUCAAGAGCAUUCCUGUCCCAGGAAUGAACGGCUGCACGGCUAAUGACUCAUUGCGGCUAAUGACUCAUUGCGGAAGACCAGGAGGCUUUGUCCUCCGAGGGUGUAUGUCGAGAACUGGCUGCCGGUCUCCUAUGUCCCCUAUUAUCUCCCCUGCCCAGAGAUCUUCAACAUGAAGCUGCAGUACAAGGGGGAGAAGCCAUUCCAGCCUGUGACACCAUCACAGUACCCUCAGCCCAAGCUGCUGGAGCAAAAGCCCACAGAGUUCCUGACGCUCACACCCUGGCUAGCGCCCAUCGUCUCCGAGGGAACCUUCGAGCCGGAACUUCUGCGUCAUAUCUACCAGCCGCUGAACCUGACCGUCGGGGUCACGGUGUUUGCCGUGGGGAAGUACACCCAGUUCGUCCAGCGCUUCCUGGAGUCAGCCGAGCAGUUCUUCAUGCAGGGGUUCCGGGUGCACUAUGUCUUCACUAACGACCCCACGGCCGUUCCUCGGGUCCGGCUGGGCUCUGGCCGCCUCGUCAGCAUCAUCCCCAUCCUGAGGCACUCCCGCUGGGAGGAGAUCUCCACACGCCGCAUGCAGAGCAUUAGCCAGCACAUUGCCGAGAGGGCGCACCGGGAGGUCGACUACCUCUUCUGCCUCGAUGUGGACAUGGUGUUCCGGAACCCGUGGGGCCCCGAGACCUUGGGGGACCUGGUCGCUGCCAUUCACCCCGGCUACUUCGCUGUUCCCCACCAGCAGUUCCCCUACGAGCGCCGGCCUCUUUCCACCGCCUUUGUGGCGGAUGGCGAGGGGGAUUUCUAUUAUGGCGGGGCGGUCUUUGGGGGGCGGGUGGCCGAGGUGUACGAGUUUACCAGAGGCUGCCACAUGGGCAUCCUGGCAGACAAGGCCAACGGCAUCAUGGCGGCCUGGCAGGAGGAGAGUCACCUGAACCGCCGCUUCAUCUCACAUAAGCCCUCCAAAGUGCUGUCCCCCGAGUACCUCUGGGAUGACAGGAAGCCCCAGCCCCCCAGCCUGAAGCUGAUCCGCUUUUCUACCCUCGACAAGGACACCGACUGGCUGAGAAGCUGAUGGCUGAGCCGGGGCUGCCGUGGAUAGGGGGGACCCCAGUGAGCGCCCAGCUCACCGGAGCCUCCGUGCAGCGGUGCCUCACUUCUCAAGCCUUAAGUGAGACCUGCCCUGUGCUGUCCACCUCUCAGUCUGCCAGCAGAAUCCAAUGGGAAAAUGGGCCUGUGAAGCCCUUUGUAAACUGUGAAGGGUGGUGCGCAUAUGAGGAGAACGCCAAGAUCAUGUAGCCUGUGUCCCAAGAACAGCAGGACAGGAGGCGGGGAGACCAGAGGUGGAAAAAGACAGGGCCCGGCAGGCCUCACCCAGCACACGUGCCUUGGGGCAGGCUCUGGAGUCUCAGCCCCGCCCAGUACCUCAAAUUCCCCCUCUGUCCCCCUUCUGUUGCCUGUUGCCCUUAAAGUUGCACUUCUAACACUGUGUGAAAGGCAUCCCGGACCCCUUUUCUCUGGCUCCAGGAGUCCUGGAUACUGUGAUGUCCCCCAGCCACACGGAGCCAGUCCCUCGCUCAGGUCCCUGAGGGAGCCUUUGAAAUCGCCCAGGUCUAGGCUCGCUCUGGUUUCAUGUCCCACCUCCCUUGAGGUGCACCACACUCCCUGGUACCAGCCGCCUCCUUUGUAAGAGGGUUUGGGCAGUUUUUAAUAAAGGUGGCGUGUGCUUGGCCCUAA
Messenger RNA from Orcinus orca (killer whale), 2161 nucleotides. RefSeq names its product globoside alpha-1,3-N-acetylgalactosaminyltransferase 1. Bases 600 to 1499 code for a protein of 299 amino acids. The record is from RefSeq and is a predicted model, not a curated record. Gene Ontology annotation, cellular component: membrane; Golgi apparatus; vesicle. Gene Ontology annotation, biological process: carbohydrate metabolic process. Gene Ontology annotation, molecular function: globoside alpha-N-acetylgalactosaminyltransferase activity. NCBI's taxonomy places the organism in Eukaryota, Metazoa, Chordata, Mammalia, Artiodactyla, Delphinidae. The transcript is spliced from 8 exons.